UACUAAUAAGCGGUUAGUUAUAUUUGUAUAUUGUAGUUCGUAAAGCGAGAGUGCGUGAGUGUAGUCACAAUGGGAAAAAUUUUAUAUAUACUGCCGUUAGUUUUUAUUUGUUCAUAUGCAGGCCCAUUAGAUCUGACUCUAACUAAAUCUGCAUCGGAAAGAAUUAUAAAUGGACAAAACGCCACAAAUCUUCAGUUUCCAUAUGCGGUUUCAAUUCAACGUAUUAGUGAUGUUUCAAACCCAGGACAUGGGCAUACGUGUGGUGGCGUAUUGAUUACUCACCGGCAUGUAUUGACAGCCGCCAGUUGCACAUAUAGUAUCAAUUACGCUAAUAAACAAGUAAUACCUAUUAUAGUAAGUGAAUUUAGAGUAUUCGCAGGCUCAGCUUUUCUAUCAAAUGAUACAUUAAACGAUAGAGUAAGGAAUAUAUUGAAUUACACAACGCAUCCGCAACAUUUAAUAGAACCGUCUCAUGCCAAUGACCUUGCUGUUAUUACUUUAAUAAGUCCGUUCCCAGAAGCAGUUGUAACUCCACUGGCACUGCCGCCUUCAGAUUACGUACCAACUGAUUUUACUGUAUGCACAGUCGCUGGGUGGGGUGCAAGAACUAACACAUCAUCUAUGCCUUCUACCCAAUUGCAAUUUAUCAACAAAUAUAUUUACAAUCAAAAUUUGUGUGCAUCAGUGUUCAAUGACCUAGAACAUGUGGAAAGAAUUUUACCUACCAUGGUUUGCACGACCAGUGAAGAUAUAGUUACUGGAGGUUGCAUGGGAGAUCAAGGUAGUGCAUUAGUUUGUGGCGGCGUCCUUACUGGAAUCUCAUUUCUGCCAAAUGACUGUAUGAGCGAAAAUAAUGUACGGCCAGAAAUAUACACCAGAGUCUCAAAUUAUACAAAAUGGAUACAAAGCGUUACAGACUCCGCACCGAGUGUCAAACCUGGAUUUAUGGCUUUAUUAAUACUCACAGUCUUUCAUGGGAUUUUUCAAAAAGUUGUAAGCUAGUUUUAAGCUUAAAUUGUAAAAACAUAUGGUUUGUUUUAUCUGUAUUUAUUCUGGAUAAUUGUAAAACUAGUCGAGCUCUCUCAACAAAAAUACGGACAUAACUCUAUCUAGAUAUUCUUAUAAUUAACAUAUAAUGAUGUACAUAAAAUACUUCAUAUUUUAGAAUACGUAUUAAGAAAAUUAUCUAAAUAAAAAUUGCAACUGUACCGAAUUGAAAUAAAAAAUACGUUGUUAGAUAGAACAAGGUAUGGGUAAAAUCAAAUAUUUGUUCUAAAUAUAAAACUCUCUGUUUCCACGUUAUAUUUUAUAAUAUUUGUAAGAACCUUAGGAUAUAUUUAGGUUACUACAAAGUUACUACUGGUGAAUGCACAAUUUAUUGUACUCUAUUUCAAGUGUCUCUCUUAAAUCGCUGAUUUUGAGUACAUCUUGAGUAUUUAAGCUGUAUUAAUAUGUUGUUUAUCCACAAUAUGUUUAUAAGUAAUAUAUAGACUGCUAAGUAUUUAUUAUCUACAUAAUUAUUUAUAGUGGCGUCAUUAGUGCAUCCCACCUAACUCUAAUAUUAUAUUAUUUAUACCUUAGUCUAAUCUGAAGAAUGUGGAAGAGUAGAUAAUUUAUUGACACAAUAAAUAAUUUCUAUUGAAAAUGCGAGUAAAGUACUUGCGUUAAGUAAUGUUUUUUGGUUGAUUCUUAAUAGUAUUAUUUUUAUAAUGAACUAGAAUAUAAGUAUUAAUAAAAUAGAUUUUUUUUUU
Galleria mellonella (greater wax moth) is the source of this 1751-nucleotide messenger RNA. Its product is annotated as trypsin beta-like. The transcript has 7 exons. Lineage: Eukaryota; Metazoa; Arthropoda; Insecta; Lepidoptera; Pyralidae. Gene Ontology annotation, biological process: proteolysis. The record is from RefSeq and is a predicted model, not a curated record. The coding region runs from base 70 to 1002 and encodes 310 amino acids. Gene Ontology annotation, molecular function: serine-type endopeptidase activity.